CGGUUACCAUAUCAUUUCAGAGUAUCUGCAUGAGUAUCUGCAUAUGAUGGCAAACAAAUAUCAAAUGGUAGAGGAAAAAACAUUGUAAAUUCAUUACAUUCAGUGUGUUCAUUUUCUAUUCUGUGUUACAUUAAUUCUCUAGGAAAUUAAUAAACAGGUUGUCACAACACUGCCAUUUGUGCGUAAAGCAGCUGACCUCAGGUCGCUUAAUUUCUGGUUCUAGUUAAUUGCUCUCCACUCUCCCUCGCUCCAAAUUAUAUUAUUUCAUUCAUGAGCACCGACGUCGUACUAUUCAUAUUCUAAAUGGUAAAAUGACUCACAUCUACAUGGACCACAUCCUAUAAAUACGGAUUCUACUCCCUCUUGGUCAUCUGUGCACAGGCUGUCACAACAAGAGGAGGAAACUGAAGAUUAACCUUCGUGUAACAGCCAAGAGAGAAGACUUGUGCAAACAAACAACAAUAGAAGGAACAGAAGAAUAUCGAAGUAAUCCAACUGGAGUUAUAAAAAUUGUAAAAUGUCACUAGUGGGCGCCCUGCCUUUCCUGAAACCGCGACUAUCCCCUUCUGUUUCUCCUGGGCGCCAAAGAAGACACACACUGCCAGCAAGCGAGUUCCGACCGCUCAACACGCAAGAUGCCAUCAGCGUGUUCGAAAUCGAGAAAGAGGCCUUUAUCUCUGUGUCAGGAGACUGCCCGCUCCACCUUGAUGAGGUGCGUCAUUUCCUCACGCUGUGUCCAGAGCUGUCCAUGGGCUGGUUUGAGGAGGGGAGACUAGUAGCCUUCAUCAUUGGGUCCCAAUGGGACCAGGACAGACUCACCCUAGACGCCCUAACUCUUCACAAGCCCAAAGGUUCCACAGUUCAUAUCCAUGUGCUGGCGGUCCACCGGACCUUCCGGCAGCAGGGAAAGGGCCCUAUCCUGAUGUGGCGCUACCUGCAGUACCUACGCUGCCUGCCCUAUGUGCGCCGUGCAGUGCUCAUGUGCGAGGACUUCCUGGUUCCCUUCUACCAGAAGUCUGGCUUCAAGGUGCAGGGCCGCUGUUCCAUCACGGUGGCAUCACUGACCUUCACAGAGAUGCAGUACCCUGUGAGGGGCCAUGCCCUGAUGCGGCGCAACAGUGAAGCUAUUGGUUUUCCUCAGAAUGUGUUAUUAUUGGAGGAACAGACUCAGAGGCUUGAGUCUGUGUUAUUAUUGGAGGAACCGAUUCAGAGGAGUGAGUCUGCAUUGUUAUUGGAGGAACAGACUCAGAGGCUUGAGUCUGUGUUAUUAUUGGAGGAACAGACUCAGAGGACUGAGCCUGCAUUGUUAUUGGAGGAACAGACUCAGAGGACUGAGUCUGCUGAUGUGUAAAUCCUUUUUUUACUGAGUAAGAUAUUAGAUUCCUGCUGUACAUAUCAACUAUAAUGUAAAAUAAAGUGAUGUAAACAUUUACAUGCAUAUCUAAGAUGGUAGUCUAAAGUGCACACCAUACAUGCAUGACCAAUGCAGGGAGUCUUUAAGCUUUAUUACAAUGUUUUAAUUUCAGAUACCUAACGUUAUUUAAUAUGUGAAUAUUUCAACGUUAACUAGCUACAUGCUAAUGAAUGUUAGAACAAAUAUUGUGUGACUUCUGUCUGUGUGAGAUGAUAUUUUUACUGCAAAUGUUCCCGUUUUAUUUAUUGUACAUUAUGUCUGAAGGUUUGGGUUGCAAGCCUCUCCUCUCUGACGGUAUAUGGACUGACGUCACUGACUACCAGGCUUUAGCAGCUCAAACGUGCCUCCUUAUCUCUAUUAGUGGGCAUUAGGUAUACUGUAAACAUCUGAGGAUUUACAAGAGGAUCCUUUCAUUGGACUGCCAGUAGAUCUAGUGACUUAACAAGCCCGUUUUCAUACAAUGAGAAAAGUAGGCUACAUCCACACCAAUUUGGAUUAAUUUGUUACUGAAACUGUUUGUCUAUUCAUUUCCCUUUGGGUCAUAUGUGCAGAGUGUUAAUCAAACCAUGUAAUAUAUUCUCUUACUCCACCAGAACCUGUCUUACCCUUGAAACCAAUCAUAUCUUUAAUAAAUAUGUUUUUGUACUGUUUUUGUUAUUAAAAAAUAUAAUAAAGAUGAUAAUGUAUUAA
Molecule: messenger RNA, 2104 nt
Organism: Salmo salar (Atlantic salmon)
Lineage: Eukaryota; Metazoa; Chordata; Actinopteri; Salmoniformes; Salmonidae
Source: RefSeq, a predicted model, not a curated record